Argentina anserina (silverweed cinquefoil) is the source of this 864-nucleotide messenger RNA. Its product is annotated as cold-regulated 413 plasma membrane protein 1. Gene Ontology annotation, cellular component: membrane. The record is from RefSeq and is a predicted model, not a curated record. The coding region runs from base 72 to 686 and encodes 204 amino acids. Lineage: Eukaryota; Viridiplantae; Streptophyta; Magnoliopsida; Rosales; Rosaceae. The transcript is spliced from 4 exons.
GAGUCUUCUCUCUCUCUCUCUCUGUUUCGAUCGGAAACCAAAAAAACACAGAAGGAAACUUGGAGAUCCCGAUGGGGAAGACCUACUUGAGAAUGAUGACUGACACCGUUGCCAGCGAUUCGAUCAACACUGAUUUCAAAGACCUCGCUGCUGCUGCUAAGAACCUCGCAACUCAUGUUGUUCAUCUCGGGAGCUUAGGCUUCGGCACCACUUUUCUUCAAUGGGUCGCUUGUUUUGUUGCAAUUUAUCUGCUGGUCUUGGAUCGGACAAACUGGAAGACAAACAUCCUCACAGGACUGCUGAUCCCAUACAUAUUCUUCAGCCUUCCUUCACUUCUUUUCUCCAUCUUGAGGGGACAAAUCGGAAGAUGGAUUGCUUUCGUUGCGGUUAUCUUGCUACUCUUUUUCCCUAAAAAGUUCCCAGAAAUUAGGGAAUGGGCUGAAAUGCCGGCUUCACUGAUCCUUCUGACGGUUGUGGCUCCGAGUUUAAUUGCAACCACUGUGAGGGAUAGCUGGAUCGGCCUUGUAAUAUGUCUCGCCAUUGGUGCUUACUUACUGCAAGAACACAUUCGGGCAUCUGGUGGAUUCAGAAAUGCCUUCACACAGCCCCAUGGCGUAUCAAAUACUGUCGGCAUUAUCUGUUUGUUCGUCUACCCUGUUUGGGCGUUGGUCCUUGACAUCCUAUAGUUCCCUGCACUCUCUUAUUCUGUUGAGGGUUGUAGUCUUGUUGAUUUUGUUAUGAUCUUGGUUUUGUACCUUCAAUUCGUUCCGACCUUGCACAAUUCCUAGUGCUCCUGUUGUAUUCUUUUCAUAUCUGUACGCUACUGUUUGAAUCUAUAAAUAUAUGGGCAGAAACUUUGUGCAA